Closterium sp. Yama58-4 is the source of this 780-nucleotide messenger RNA. The record is from the annotation of a GenBank genome assembly. Lineage: Eukaryota; Viridiplantae; Streptophyta; Zygnematophyceae; Desmidiales; Closteriaceae.
AUGAGAGCACGGGCAUGUGGCAGUGGGAAACAGGUUGGUGGGCUAGGAGAGGGGGGCAGCAGGGCGAGUAACAGUGGCGGGGACGAGGGGUUGGUGGAGUGGCCUUGGGAAGUGCAUGAGAAGAAGAAGGUGCGUGCGAGUAAGGAGCGGAAGGCGGGGGAUGUGGGCGUGGGUGUGAAUGUGGAGGAGAAGGUUCGGCUGGAUGAGGGAGCAGUGGGUGGCAGUGUGAGGGAGGUGCUGCAUGCAUGGCGCUGUGCGGUCAUGGCUGGUAAGGCCGCUGGGGAGGGAUGGGACGAGGGCGAGGAGGGCGAGUGGCGUGAAGGCGAUUGUGCCACUGCUGGUUUGGCCAUGCCUGUUGGUCUGGGCGUGCCUGAUGGAGAAGCUGGGUUGAAGGCAGGUGACGUUGUUAAUGGUGUGGGUGACGUGGCCAAUGGUGUGGGUGACGUGGCCAAUGGUGUGGGUGACGUGGCCAAUGGUGUGGGUGACAUGGCUGAUGGUGAGGCCGGGAUUCACGAGAGGGAAGGCGAGGAGGAUCCGAUGGAGGUGGAUGGUGAGUGCGAGGAGGCGGAGUGUGUGCUAGUGCCGCCUUGUAUUGGGGAAUUGUGUGAGGCUGUUCUGCAAGAGGAGGGGGUUGAGGCACAUGCAGGUGUGAGCAGCAGUGCUGGCAGUGGCGCCUCAGGGCUUGUAGCAACUCAAGGCGCCUCAAGGAUUACAGCGCUGUCAAGCAUUGGCAUGGAGAGAGGUGGCACGCCUGGGGCGGGACACAAAGAGCAUCUGUGA